This is a messenger RNA of Cylicocyclus nassatus, 333 nucleotides long. The record is from the annotation of a GenBank genome assembly. NCBI's taxonomy places the organism in Eukaryota, Metazoa, Nematoda, Chromadorea, Rhabditida, Strongylidae.
AUGCAGGCGCAAUAUCUCCUACAAGUAGUCUUGGCGAGUGGCGGGAGGUUGUCCACUACGGAAAACUUAUGUUGUCUGAACGAGGGCGACAUCCCUGCAGACAUUCCAGCACAUCUGAAUGACGCCAUAAAAACUUUUUCAAAGGUAAAAAAGGAAACAAUUCCUGCUGAAGAAGCUGGUUCUUCGAUGGAUGUUGAAAUGGUGGCAAAAGCUGGAUCACAGUUUCCAGCACGCCGUCAGCAAAGCACACCGAGUCGGAUCGUCGGGCAGAACUACGACUGGCUCCUGUUUUUUCCCGAAAGCUGCCUGAAUCCGAUAGUGUCUAGUUUUUGA